UUGCACUUACUGCUGUGAUAGACAAACCGGCAUGAAUUUUAUUUCUGUAAUGUAGCGUGUGAUUAAUCACGAGUUCGAGGGUCGGUUUUUUUUCUUCAGAAAUGUGUGUUUGGUUCCAGUUGUUUGACCUCUGAGAGGAUAGAGACUGAACAUGUGUGACGGUGACGUUAGCACUUCGGCUGUCCGUAUCGUCCCUCUUCACCAUCGCUGGGACCUUCUGGAGGCAUGUGCUGAACUACUGAACACUCAAUGGCAGCGCAGCAUGGGAGCGCGGCUCCACUCGCUCCGCCAGUCUCGCGACAGCUACCCAGCAUGUCUCGUCCUGCUGGAGGAUGAGAUGUUGAUCGGGCAUGCCCGGGUAUCACGUGUGCUAGGCAGCCGCAGUGCGUUCGUGGAAUCGGUGGUGGUGCGAGAUGAGCUGCGGGGGCGGGGCUAUGGCCGGGCGUUGAUGGAGGGUGUGGAGCGCUAUGCCCGCACCAGAGGUUUCAGCCGGCUCUACCUCACCACUCAUGAUAAGCAGUACUUCUAUGCCCACCUUGGCUAUGUGCUAUCGUGGCCUGUUCAGAACGUGGGCACAUUGGCCUCCCUCGUGCCAGAGGAACUACUCCAUAAGUUCUGCAGGACAGCUGAGAAUGAGGGGGACAGAGAGAACAGGAUGAAGGAUAAUACUGCUGUACCUAACAGUAAUCCCCUUCCACCACCCCCUCCUCCUCCACCACCACCAUCAAACCCAGUCCCUCUAACAUCUCCCUCUCGUCCUUCCUCCCUUCCUCCUUCUUUUUCAGCAGUCCACCCACCUCCUUCACCACCACCACUUCCUCCUCCUUGCACCUCCCCUUCUUUUGUCCCUCUACCUGCUCCAGCUCUUCCCCCAUCUUCAUGGGUUCCUGUUGAACAGACUCUGGAACAGACACCUUACACAGAUAAUCGAGGACUGCCUGUCUUCUGGAUGCACAAGAACAUCUGAUGUAGACACACAUCACCAGGUCACAUGCACACACACCCAUACCUCAGAACCUCGAAAUCUACAAGUCAUGAGCUCUCCCAGGCAAGGACUUUGGUUGAAGGACUGCUGAUCUGCAUCUCGGGGUAUUUCAUCACAGAUAGCCAGGAAAGAUGUUAUCUCUGUGAAAUAUGAUCACAAUACUGAAAUUGGAUGUGCCUUAAUACAUCAGAGAGAUUUUUUUUUCUUUAACAUAUCCAGUUAUGUUGACUUUGUACCAGAUAUCACUGCCAAGACAAUUAAAAUGGAUAAAUACUUUUGUUGUAUUGCAUUUGAAAUAAGUGUAUUUUUCCCCUGGUGUCCUGUUCUGAAGUAGGUUAUGUGUCAGUAAAUACAUUUACCUGUAGGCCAUAAGAAAUGCUGUCUGCUGAGGGUUGGUUACAUAUUUUUACUAGUUUCCUAGUCUUUGAUUGUCUUCUUAUAGGCCAAUGUUUCCCAAACCAGGCAUGUUGGGAGCUGGCAGAGAACAAACAAGUGGCCUGUCUGGGAUCCCUGACAAUCAAACCCCCACAUCAUUGCAUCAUUUGUAUUUGUGUCCUACAACAAAUGACUUACUGGGGCCAGUCACUGUAGUAUUGACCCUUCCCACUCACGUGACCUUCGUAAACGCGACCGCCAUUUUGGACAUGAAGAAAUAACGGUUUAUGGCACAGACCCUUUCGGUUCUCGCACAUCUAGCUGCUACAAUGACUGCUUAGACUGCAACAAUAAUACCUAACACACAUUUAAGUAUCCGUCGUAAAGACGUGAAACUCGUCGAGUGACGAGUGUGUUCAUUGAUAAGCUAACACAAUCUAAAAGUAGACAUACCAUCACACUGCCCUGGCGCUGUGUACAGUUUACCUUCUAUGGUUUGUGCACUCACUA
Messenger RNA from Neoarius graeffei (lesser salmon catfish), 1870 nucleotides. RefSeq names its product N-alpha-acetyltransferase 80. Gene Ontology annotation, biological process: protein acetylation. Gene Ontology annotation, cellular component: cytoplasm. The record is from RefSeq and is a predicted model, not a curated record. The transcript is spliced from 2 exons. Bases 152 to 967 code for a protein of 271 amino acids. NCBI's taxonomy places the organism in Eukaryota, Metazoa, Chordata, Actinopteri, Siluriformes, Ariidae. Gene Ontology annotation, molecular function: N-acetyltransferase activity; acetyl-CoA binding.